GGCGGGGCCUCGCUCACCGCCCCCCCGCCCUCCGCCGCCGCCGCCGCCGUCGCCGCCCGGCCCGGCCCAGCCCCGGGUAAAGUUUCCCCGCGAGCACAUGACUCGCAAUGGCCGCGGCCGCCGCUCGUUAAGCCGCUCCCCGGUUCUCCCCGCCUUACACCGGGUCGCUCCCCGUGGCUUCUCCGCCGCCGCCGCCAUGCAACCGCCACCGGGAGCUUCCCCGGUUUAAGGAUCUCGGUGCGGAGCUUCCGUGAUCAGUGUCGCAGGACCCGGUGCCACCAGAGAGGACAACCGCCGGGCAGCGGCUCACCUGGGGUGCCCCAUGCUCUGCUCGGCCCCCGCACCCCACGCCUGAGAUCCCCCCUGCGCCGGAGACCCCGCCAUGGCCAGCAACAGCAGCUCCUGCCCCACGCCUGGGGGGGGGCACCUCAACGGUUACCCCGUGUCCCCCUACGCCUUCUUCUUCCCCCACAUGCUGGGGGGGCUCUCGCCGCCCAGCACACUGGCCGGCAUCCAGCACCAGCUGCCCGUCAGCGGAUACAGCACCCCCUCGCCUGCCACCGUCGAGACGCAGAGCACCAGCUCGGAGGAGAUCGUGCCCAGCCCCCCCUCGCCCCCCCCUCUGCCCCGCAUCUACAAGCCCUGUUUCGUCUGCCAGGACAAGUCCUCCGGGUACCACUACGGGGUCAGCGCCUGUGAGGGCUGCAAGGGUUUCUUCCGCCGCAGCAUCCAGAAGAACAUGGUGUACACGUGCCACCGGGACAAGAACUGCAUCAUCAACAAGGUGACGCGCAACCGGUGCCAGUACUGCCGCCUCCAGAAGUGCUUCGAAGUCGGCAUGUCCAAGGAGUCCGUCCGCAAUGACCGGAACAAGAAGAAGAAGGACGUGCCCAAGCCGGAGUGCUCGGAGAGCUACAUCGUCACGCCCGAGGUGGAGGAGCUCAUCGAGAAGGUGCGCAAAGCCCACCAGGAGACCUUCCCCGCGCUCUGCCAGCUCGGCAAAUACACUACGAAAAACAGCUCGGAGCAGCGAGUCUCGCUGGACAUCGACCUGUGGGACAAGUUCAGCGAAUUGUCCACCAAGUGCAUCAUCAAGACGGUGGAGUUUGCCAAGCAGCUCCCCGGCUUCACCACGCUCACCAUCGCCGACCAGAUCACCCUCCUCAAAGCCGCCUGCCUCGACAUCCUGAUCCUGCGGAUCUGCACACGCUACACGCCGGAGCAGGACACCAUGACCUUCUCGGACGGGCUGACGCUGAACCGCACGCAGAUGCACAACGCCGGCUUCGGGCCGCUCACCGACCUGGUCUUCGCCUUCGCCAACCAGCUGCUGCCGCUGGAGAUGGACGACGCGGAGACGGGGCUGCUCAGCGCCAUCUGCCUCAUCUGCGGAGACCGCCAGGACCUGGAGCAGCCCGACAGAGUGGACAAGCUGCAGGAGCCACUGCUGGAGGCGCUGAAGGUCUACGUGAGGAAGAGGAGGCCCAACAGGCCCCACAUGUUCCCCAAGAUGCUGAUGAAGAUCACGGAUCUGCGCAGCAUCAGCGCCAAGGGCGCCGAGCGGGUGAUCACGCUGAAGAUGGAGAUCCCGGGCUCGAUGCCGCCGCUCAUCCAGGAGAUGCUGGAAAACUCGGAGGGUAUGGACACACUGGGGGGGCAGCCGGGCGGCCCCCGCGCAGGCAGCCUGGGGCCCCCCCCGGGCAGCUGCAGCCCCAGCCUCUCGCCCAGCUCCAACCGCAGCAGCCCGGCCACGCACUCGCCGUGACCCGCGCCCGGCGUGCACCAGGACACAGCCCGGCAUGCCGGCACACGGUGGGGGGGACACCCUGCGCCCCAGCCCUGGCUGCAGCCCCCCCCGGGGCGGACUCCUCGCCGGCGCAGCCCCAGGACCCCCCCAUGGGGAACCCCCGGACCCUCCGCAGCCCUGGGUGAAGUGCGUUGGUUGAGUCACAUUUCAGUGGCGCGGGGGCCUCGGCCGUGGGGACCCCCCGGCCCCACCAGCACCAGCACACACGGGAUCGCGACCACCAAGCCAACCCCCCCGGCCCCCCCCGGCCGGGAGGACCCGGCCAGACCCCGCACGCCGAGGGAGCAGAGUCAUUUAAAAGAGAAAGAAAGCAAAGUAUAUAUAUAUAAAUAUCUAUAAAUAUCUAUAAAUACGUUUUAAAACCUUUGUAAAA
Molecule: messenger RNA, 2180 nt
Organism: Columba livia (rock pigeon)
Lineage: Eukaryota; Metazoa; Chordata; Aves; Columbiformes; Columbidae
Gene: RARA
Product: retinoic acid receptor alpha
Exons: 9
Coding region: 383-1765 (460 amino acids)
Biological process (GO): cellular response to corticotropin-releasing hormone stimulus; retinoic acid receptor signaling pathway; regulation of transcription by RNA polymerase II
Cellular component (GO): transcription regulator complex; nucleus
Molecular function (GO): RNA polymerase II cis-regulatory region sequence-specific DNA binding; nuclear receptor activity; zinc ion binding
Source: RefSeq, a predicted model, not a curated record